CCGGCGGCUCCUCGUCGUUUGCCUCGGGCUUUGCGACAGGCACGGGCGCGCCCCCAUCGAUGUUUACUGGCGUGAGAAACGCCGUGUCGAUCCAGCCGCCCAAAAAAGUCAUCCGUGCCACCAGAGACUAUCGAUCGAGAGCUCCUCAAGAGCUGAGCUUUGUGAAGGGCGACUUCUUCCACGUCCUCACCGACGACAACUCUUCCAAUCCAGACUGGCUCGAGGCGACGAACCCGGUGACGAACGCGAGGGGUCUUGUGCCCGCUGCUUACUUUGAUAUCCUCUCGAGGUCAUCAAGACCGGCGCCAGCUGGAAGCGCAGGCAUCCAACAGGGGGCAGGGGCAGGAGCAGGAGCAGGGGCAGGGACAGGGAUGGGAAUGGGGCCUGGGGCAGCUGGGACGUCGGCGGCUGCAUCCGGGCAACCGGGCCCGGCCAAGAGCGGCGCUGGUCUCUUUGGGACAGUCAAGUAUGACUUUGCGGCCGAACGUGCAGACGAGCUCGAGGCAAAGGCGGGCGAAUCGAUCAUCGUCAUUGCCCAGUCCAACUACGAGUGGUUUGUGGCUAAGCCGAUUGGCAGACUGGGUGGGCCAGGCCUGAUCCCCGUCGCAUUCAUCGAGAUCAAGGACCUGUCGACAGGCAGAGUCGUCGAGAACGUCGACGAGCUCAUCGACAGCGGCGUCGUGCCAAAGGUGGAAGAGUGGAAGAAGAUGACGGCAGAUUACAAGAAGAACACCAUUCCCCUCGGCCGAUUUGACUUUGCGGGCAACCAAGCUCAGCCCGGGGCCCAGGCGCAGCCCCAAGGGUUGGGGCAACAGCAGCAGCAGCCUUUCCAACAGCAGCAACAGCAACAACAGCAGCAGCAACAGCCGCCCUUUGACCCGUCUUCGUCGUCCUCGUCGAAUCAGUUCUAUGAGCAGCAACAGCAGCAGCCACCCAUCCCACCAAAGGACGGUCAACCAAGCCUGGACAAUAUGCCCCCGGACAUCACGCCUGGGCAGGAACUGCCCACUGGCAUCGUUCACAGCGCCAACGUUGACUCGUUCCACUACGAGCAGGGCGACUAUUGGUUCCGCAUCCAGGCUGGCCACAUUGCAGGCCCAUCAUCGAGCGCGAAUUCAGACGCACCCACAGCACCUGCGGGCGAGGAGAGGGACCUGAUCCUCUACCGGCUCUAUGAGGACUUCUACGAGUUUCAAAUUGCCCUUCUCGAUCAUUUUCCCGCGGAAGCAGGACGGGAGCAGCUGGCCAAUGGACAGAUGAGCGAACGGAUACUGCCGCUGAUGCCAGGUCCGCUCGAGCAAGUCGAUGACCUGAUCACGUCGCAGAGAAGGCAGGACCUGGACCUGUACAUCACCGAGCUGUGUGCCCUGCCCGAGUACAUUCUCCGCUCCGAGCUCGUCAGACUCUUCUUCGAGCCGCGGCCUGGCGACCACUGCACUACUUCACCUCCCCGGAAUCAGCAGGCUCAAGCAUCUGGUGCGACCACGAGUGAAAUUCUGGCAAGCAACGGGACAAGCAAAUACUCCGAAGACAUGCCCGUUGGCUCUUCUGCGCGGUCAGCGACGGGCGACGAGCUAAGCUCGGGCAUGGCCAGCCUUGGCAUGGGCGAAGGGGGGCCAAACGGAGGAGGAGCGGCCAGCCGAAGCUCGCAGCACUCUGCCGCCGACAGCCGAAGCAGUGGGCCCAACUCGCACUCGGCCCACCUCAAGCCGCACCAGAACAUGACGAGGAACACGUCGGCGACGACGGUCGAUUCGAGGGACUCGAGGGGCUCCUCGUCCCACGGACGAUCAGGGUCAGUGCAUGCGCAGCCGCCGCUCCCCACGUCCGCAACCUCGGGUGCUGGUGCCGGUGCCGGCCAGCCCCCGUUUGUCAAGAUCAAGAUUUUCCACCGAGUCACCGACGACACGGUUGCGAUCCGCGUCCCACCGAAUGUCACCUUUGCCGCGUUGAUGGACAAGGUCAAGGAACGGCUGGGAAGCGAUGUGGCCAUUCUUCGUUACAAGGAGGCACAGCCCGAGCCCGGGUCGAGCGGCAUGAUGCGGCUGAGCGACGACGAGGACCUCAAGGAGUGGCUGGCAAGCGGUGGAAAGAUGACACUCUUUGCCGAUUCCAAGUAAUCGACUCUUCUCUUCGUUUUUACCCCUGCUUCAGCUGCUUCAUCUCUCCACGAUGUCGAUCGACGCCGCCGCAUGCCCUUUUCAAAUCGCAUCUCCACACUCCGAAAGCAGGCCUCUUCGUUCUCGAUUUCGACAAGUGCUCCCGCUGUGCUGCCAUCAUCAUACCAGGGUUCUUCUUUUCCUUUUCCCUUUCCUACUCGUCUCGGUCAUCUUCUUCUCUCAUCACCUGUUGUUAUUUGUGUUGUCUGUUGUCUUUCUUUUCCUCAUCAGCUCUUUUUGUCGCCCUUUCAUGGCUCGACUGAUGGCACUAUUUUCUCUUCUUUCUCUCUCUUCCCUCUCUCCUCUCUCUCUCUUUCACUUUCUUUCUCGAGGAAUGAAUGCCAAACGGAAGGUCCCACC
Acaromyces ingoldii is the source of this 2519-nucleotide messenger RNA. RefSeq lists its product as hypothetical. Gene Ontology annotation, cellular component: mating projection tip. Bases 372 to 2120 code for a protein of 582 amino acids. NCBI's taxonomy places the organism in Eukaryota, Fungi, Basidiomycota, Exobasidiomycetes, Exobasidiales, Cryptobasidiaceae. Gene Ontology annotation, biological process: conjugation with cellular fusion. Gene Ontology annotation, molecular function: protein binding; phosphatidylinositol binding. The record is from RefSeq and is a predicted model, not a curated record. The transcript is spliced from 2 exons.